AUGACACGCAAACCCUCCCUUGUCUUUGUCCCCGGAGCAUGGCAUACCCCGGAAUACUGGGGUAAAGUCAAAUCAGCCAUGGAAGCUCAAGACUAUAAGUGCAUACCCGUCACACUUCCUACCACACAAUCAACGAGCACCUCGGUCAACUUCUCCACCGACGUUAACGCCGUUCGUGAGGCUAUUAUGACAGAGACCGCUCAAGACCAGGAUGUUGUUAUCUUGGCCCAUUCCUACGGCGGUGCUGUCGGUGCCAGUACCAUCAAGGGCUUGUCACGGAAGAACGCAGAAGAUAACAAAGGAAAUGGUCAUGUUAUUGGUCUUUUCAUGGUUGGAACGGGCUUUGUAGCUUCUGGAAUAUCCUUUCUAGAUGCCGUUGGUGGCAAGCCUCCGCCAUUGUGGGCUGCCGACUAUGAGACCAAUACCAUGCCCCUCCAACUCGAUCCAGUUGAAAUGUUAUACCACGACCUUCCCGAGGAGGAAGCAAAGUACUGGGUGGGAAAACUUACCGACCAGGCGCUGACGUCUGUAACUGACGGAUACGAAGUCUCAUACGAGGGGUGGAAAGAUGUACCUGUAUGGUAUAUCAUGACCGCAGAGGACAAGAACCUUCCACUGGAGGUACAGAAGAUGUUCGCACAGUCUGCGGAAAAGGCUGGCGCCGAUCUGGUCGUACGAGAGAUUGCAAGUGGCCAUUCUCCAAUGUUGAGUAAGCCUGAUGACACUAUUAAGUGUCUGGAGGAUGCGCUUGCAGCGUUUACCAAUUCCUAA
Messenger RNA from Fusarium venenatum, 771 nucleotides. Its product is annotated as Alpha/beta hydrolase fold-1. The record is from RefSeq and is a predicted model, not a curated record. NCBI's taxonomy places the organism in Eukaryota, Fungi, Ascomycota, Sordariomycetes, Hypocreales, Nectriaceae.